UCCACCUCCACAGCCCCGGAGCCAAGGCCAAGCCGCCGCUACAUGGCCGACCGAGGAGAGGCUGCCGUUGUCCCUGGAGACCGCGACCGUCUCCGGAACCUCUUCCUCGACGCCGCGCGUGUGCUCAUGCUGUACGGCACGGCCGUGGCCGUCGCAACCCUGGGGAGCCCCGGCGCCACCGCCACGCAGGCCUUCGUCGGGCUCCUCCUCUGGCUGCUUGGAGUGUGCUUCCUGGCUCUCGUGCCCGCGGUAGGUCGGUUCCCACGAGUCGCAUUAGUCCCCGCCGCCAUGGCCAACGCCGUCCUGAAGCACUCGUUCACUCUGUGGAACUAGCUCGACCUUGCAGAUGGUGCUGCCGGUACGCUUUGGUGUUCUUUUGCUAGUCAAUAAGU
Phragmites australis (common reed) is the source of this 392-nucleotide messenger RNA. RefSeq lists its product as uncharacterized. Bases 43 to 333 code for a protein of 96 amino acids. The transcript has a single exon. NCBI's taxonomy places the organism in Eukaryota, Viridiplantae, Streptophyta, Magnoliopsida, Poales, Poaceae. The record is from RefSeq and is a predicted model, not a curated record.